Molecule: messenger RNA, 656 nt
Organism: Bursaphelenchus okinawaensis
Lineage: Eukaryota; Metazoa; Nematoda; Chromadorea; Rhabditida; Aphelenchoididae
Source: the annotation of a GenBank genome assembly
AUGAAAGUCAUUCAACUAGCUCACCGUUAUGAGAUUACGCUUCUUAAGGCAAGGUUUUUAAAAUUGUAAAUGAUAAUUUUUUGUUAUCUUUGUCACAAAGAAAAUAUAUUUUUACUUUCUUAGACUUUUUGUUUCAGAUGCAUUGUGAGCUAUAUUUGCUGAAAAAUAUGGAUAUUGAUCACGCUGAAGAAUGUCUUUUGUUGGCCAGGAAGCUGGACAUGGACAUAUUGGCCUUCAACUGUCUGGGAAAGUUCUAUUUCAACUUCAGAAUGUCCGAUCUUGCCAUUAAAAGCAAUGAACAGAAAAUAGUGAAUACGGAUGACAUGGAGGACAUCAAGAUCAUCAAAGAAGUGAUGAUAACAGACCCCAUUGACAUGAUAGAGAUUCCUGAAUUGAUACUGAAUGGUGAAACAAAGUUUUUGUUGCGUUUUGAGAACAUAACAACUAAAAAUUUGGAUGUUAAAUAUGGAAUUUACAAUAGUUAUGGGAUAGUAAACUGCCAUUCUCAAAACAUUUAUGCUUUUGAUUCACAUGCGUGGAUGAUCGAGGAAAACAUGUGGGAGAAGGUACCUACAUACUCUGGACACUUUUCUAUAAAUGUACAAAUUAUUGAUGCUGGAAGAGAGUUUUCACACAGGUUCUAUGUAUACAUUUAG